Saccostrea cuccullata (small rock oyster) is the source of this 978-nucleotide messenger RNA. RefSeq lists its product as uncharacterized. Gene Ontology annotation, molecular function: DNA binding. Lineage: Eukaryota; Metazoa; Mollusca; Bivalvia; Ostreida; Ostreidae. Gene Ontology annotation, biological process: DNA recombination; DNA integration. The transcript has 3 exons. The coding region runs from base 1 to 978 and encodes 325 amino acids. The record is from RefSeq and is a predicted model, not a curated record.
AUGAGUUCACUGCAGAGUGGUGAAGGAAUUUCUGGCACGCUUCCCUCAUAUGGACAGCGGACCAACACCAGUCCCCUCAAGUUUAGUGAAGAUCUGACCUGUACAGCUGACCUAUUGGUUCGAAAUUCUUUAUCGCCGUGGACUCUAUUGGCUUACAAAUCAGCCUUUUCAUCAUACAAAUGCUUUAUUGAACAGACUUUUGGGAAUCAAGCAUCCCCACUACCACCUUGUGUUCAACACCUAUCACUUUUUGUUGCUCAUUGCUACCAGAAAGGUUUUGCCGCAUCUACCACUUCCACAGUAGUAUCCUCAUUGAGUUUCAUCUUCCAACAUGGAAACUAUUCAGAUAUAACACAGCAUUUCAUCAUCCGCAAAAUGCUACAGGGAUACCGUAAAUCCAAACCAACAUCUGACCCAAGGCUUCCAAUAACCCCAGUUGUGUUGAGGAAACUCAUUCAGGCUUUGGAUUUCACCACUUCAUCGGAUUUCAUGAAAUCACUUUUACGUGCCAUGUUUACCCUUCCAUUUUGUGCCUUCUUACGAGUCGGAGAAAUAACGAAAACAAACACUACAACUCAACAUUUUCUACUCUUUGGAAACGUGACGGUAGGGAGCGACAGUCCACAGAACAGGUUCAUCGACAUAAAUAUACCCCACUUCAAACACUCAAAGGCAAACAAUACAACACUUCGCUUGAAACAAAAUACUAAGGACCCUUUAGUGUGCCCAUACAAAGCUCUGCUGCAUUACCUGAACCUCAGAAAGCAUUCUUCCCAUGCAGAACCUUUGUUUUCUUUUAUGGACGGUUUGCCUAUCUCUCGCCAGUACUUUACCCAGCAGUUGCGAUCGGCUUUAGCUUUCUGUAACCUAGACUUACAAAGUUACAACACACAUAGUUUCCGCAUUGGUGCUGCCACUACAGCUGCCUCACUUGGAUUCUCCGAACUACAAAUUCAAUAUGUUAGUGAACUGAAAUAG